CAAAAAACCAAAUCCAGGAAAAGAAGCACCACGGGAACCAGAAACACCAUUCCGGGAACCGGAAACCCGGAACCCAAACUUUAGCUUGCUUUCAUAAUGCUUGCCAUUCCUUAUUAUGGGUUCUGGAUCGGUCAACGUCGAUUCUCAGUUGCUCCAAGUGAUGAGGUGAACAUGCUGGAGGAUAGCGCGCAUAUUCGUCCAGCAUCCAAAAACAGCCAUCAAGGUGAUGAGAGGUCAGACGUCAGUGUCCCUCCUGGAGUCCCUCACGAGCCUUCAGAGUUAGAGAUUGAGAUCGUGGCCCAUCAGGAUCAUGGAGAGCAUGAAGGGCAUGCAACUCGUCAUCCAGGCCGAAACUCAGAACAUCACAACUCUGGUGCACUGGAACGGCGCCGGCCACACGAGCUCAACUCGGAUGAUUCUGAGACUGAGACCGAUGAUGUCCAACAGGAUGAUGACGCUGAUGCUUUCCGCAGGACAAAGAUGGCCAAGGCCAUGAUGAAGUUGAACAUGACGAGCGACAUUCGAAAGGCAGCUCAAGAUGUGCGAGAGGAAGCACGAAAGGCGGCGCUGGAGAUCAGCCAGCAGCCAAUCGAGACGCCGAAGCUCUCUGUGGCAGAGUAUGCAAUCAACCUUGCGAAAGCUGCUGACGUGCCACUCGAAGAGGCGGAGAGGCUGGUUGAGAUGAUGAGGCUGUUGAGCAUGUUGAGCGAACGAUUUCUGCCGUUUGUUUAUCAGACGCUUCUGGACAUGCUGUCUUUGCCACUUGGUGACCAACAGCUGGCGCUCAAGAUGCUCUCUUUGGGUCAUGUGGAUGCUGCUUCACCCAUGCGCUCGAAAGGCGACGGUGCCAAGAGCCUCGGGAUUGCCAGCCUUUUAGCAACUCAAAUUUUGGCCAUGAAAGAAGAAGCCGGUCUAUGGGAUGAAUGCAACCUCCAGAACGCCUUCUUACAAAAUUUGGAGAAGGACCAGGACACUGAAAGACACGGUGACCUCGAGGUACCGGAGGUGCCAGAAGACGAUGAUCAUGGUAAGUUCCAGCGGGUUGCGCGGGGUGCGCAGCCUUCCAUUAGAGAGCAGAAGAGACAAGCGGAUCAGGCGAUGGAUGCUCAGAAGGGGACGCCCUACAUUUUGGCCCAGCCGGCCAGGGAACAACGCAGGGUCCGGUUGUCGUCAAGCGACAUUGAGACAGAACCUGCGCUGGAGCUCCUCAUUCAACGUACCUCCCCUGCAGCGCCUGGAAGCAGCGGGUCUCACAGACCAGAUGGGACCACCUCGCACCUCGUACCAGCCUCAAAAGACGUCUCCAACCAGCACCUGGUAGCUGCUGCACGACGCCGUCAGCAAUUGCGACAAGACAAGGGCUUCGAGGCUGAGUUGGACCACCGGCGGCCAGAGGAGCUGCAGCGACGGCCAGACGGGAUGAUGGCGUUCGCUCGUGGUGGCCGAGAUGCAGCGCAGGCACAGAAACCGCUGCAGCUCAUGGGAGUCAACUUGACUCAGCCGACCUCGCCGGCCGCGCCGCCUCCCCCGAGCUCAACGUCGGGGCGCGUGUCCGAGCUCACGCAGCUGGCAGUCCAAGCCGCUUUGGAGAAACUGGAGGAGGAACAACCUACUUCCCCGAAGAAGGAGAACAUGACACGCUCCAAGGC
Durusdinium trenchii is the source of this 1649-nucleotide messenger RNA. The record is from the annotation of a GenBank genome assembly. Lineage: Eukaryota; Dinophyceae; Suessiales; Symbiodiniaceae.